This is a messenger RNA of Fibroporia radiculosa, 2517 nucleotides long. RefSeq lists its product as uncharacterized. Lineage: Eukaryota; Fungi; Basidiomycota; Agaricomycetes; Polyporales; Fibroporiaceae. The record is from RefSeq and is a predicted model, not a curated record. Gene Ontology annotation, molecular function: beta-mannosidase activity. Gene Ontology annotation, biological process: glycoprotein catabolic process; carbohydrate metabolic process. Bases 1 to 2517 code for a protein of 838 amino acids. The transcript is spliced from 21 exons.
AUGACUGUUACAAGCAAGACUCUGCAUGACGGCUGGACCUUUACCCAAGUUGGAGGAGGGGAGGUUGUCAAGGACGGCGAGUGGCUGUCGGUGCAUCAGUUCCCGACGACCGUUCAUGUCGAACUAUUGAAGCACAAGAAAAUCCCUGACCCAUUCAUUGGGCUGCAAGAAUGGGACGUGCAGUGGAUCGGCGAGGUACCGUGGGCAUUCAAGACUCAGUUCAACGUCAGCGAAGUAGAAGUGUCUGCCCCGAACGUAGACCUUGUGUUUGAUGGUCUGGAUACAUUUGCUACCGUGAUACUCAACGGGCAUCAGUUACUAGAGACGGAUAAUCAGUUCAUCUCUCAUAGGGUCCCAGUCAAGCAGUAUGUGAAGGUCGGAGAUAACGAACUCCUUAUCAAAUUUGCGAGUGCAUUCCGAAAAGGCAGAGAAAUCGAGAAGGCCCACACAAAGUACAAUCUGUGGAACGGCGACUCUAGCCGUCUCCAUAUUCGAAAGGCGCAAUACAAUUAUGGUUGGGACUGGGGCCCGGUCCUCAUGACAGUGGGUCCGUGGAAGCCCAUCGUGCUGGAAGCAUAUCAAGCCCGCAUCACCGAUAUCGAUAUUCGCGCAAAUGUGUCCGAGGACCUGUCGGCCAACCUGGACGUUAACUUCGUGCUGUCGCGUGACAACCAUAGCAUUGCCUCCGUCAAUCUCAAAGGGCCCGACGGCGCUCUUGUCACGGGCCAGAACAGCAUCAAGAUUUCUGAUUCGGAAGCGAAGGCACGAUUCAAGCUCUCCGCUGGGACGUACGAGCUAUGGUAUCCGGUCGGAUACGGUAAACAGCCUCAAUACACCGUGGAGAUCGAGGUCGCCGACGAGCAUGGUGCCAUCAUCGAUCACAAGACACAGAAGAUUGCAUUCCGUCGUGCUCAAAUCAUCCAGGAACCGCUAGUCGAUCAGGAGGGCCGCACAUUCCUGUUCGAAAUCAACAAUAUCAGGAUUUUUUGCGGUGGCUCCAACUGGAUUCCGGCCGACUCUUUUCUGACUACGAUGACUCGCGACCGAUAUCGCGCAUGGCUCCAGCUUCUAGUCGAUGGUAAUCAGAACAUGGUCCGUGUUUGGGGAGGUGGAAUCUACGAAGCCGAUGACUUCUACGACCUAUGUGAUGAGCUUGGCAUCUUGGUAUGGCAGGAUUUCAUGUUCGGAUGCGGACAGUAUCCGGCCUACGAUUCGUUCGUCAAGUCCGUGGAGGUAGAAGCAGAGCAAAAUGUGAAGAGGCUCAGACAUCACCCUUCCGUGGUGAUCUUCGCUGGGAACAACGAGGAUUAUCAACUCGCCGAGUCCUGCAAACUGGAUCUGGACUAUUCUGACGAGACGUCGGACUUCCGCACGUCUACCUUCCCGGCGCGCUACAUCUACGAACGCCUGCUACCCACCGUCGUCGAGAAGCUGAGCGAUAUUCACUACCACCGCAGUUCUCCGUACAGCGGGUUCGGCAAACCGACGACUGACCAGAAGCAUGGCGACCUGCACCAGUGGAACGUGUGGCACGGCUCGCAGGAGCCGUGGCACAACUGGGACAUCCUGGCUGGCCGAUUCGUGUCAGAAUUCGGAAUGGAAGCGUACCCGGACAUCCGUACGGUCGACUACUGGCUCGGCGGAGAUAAGUCUGAGCGGUUUCCCCAGUCGAGAACCAUGAACAACCACAACAAAGCUGACGGCUUCGAACGACGGUUAGAGAUCAUGCAAGCCGAGACGUUGGCGUCGGCAUACCGCCUCUGGCGGCGGAACUGGCGCGGGAAAGGCAGAGAAUACACGGCUGGCGCCCUCGUGUGGCAGAUCAACGACUGCUGGCCGGUGACCUCGUGGGCGAUCGUGGACUACUUCCUGCGCCCGAAGCCGGCGUACUUCAGCAUCAAGCGCGAGCUCCGCCCGUACACGGUCGGCAUGACGCGCAAGGAGCACAAGACGUUCGCGGACGAGCUCUCCGCCGCGUUCUUCGUGAUCGAGACGGUGCUCGAGAUCUGGGGCACGAACAGCACGCUCGCGGCGAAGAAGGCGUCGCUCGAGGUCGCCGCGUUCGACCUGCACUCGGAUUGGCGCGAGACGUUUGCGCGCGACGUCGUGCUCGCGCCGAACGCGAGCACGGAGCUGUUCGCGGGCCCGCUGCCCGGGCAGCCGCGGCGCACGCGCGUCAGCGACGUGCCCCAGACGAUCGUCGUCUCCGCGCGGCUGCUCGACGCGGGCGGGGCGGUGCUGGGGCGCUACUCGAACUGGCCCGAGCCGUUCAAGUACAUCACUUUCCCCGACAUUAAAGAACUCGGGCUCCGCAUUACUGUUGGCGCGGACGGCGAGACGGUGGAGCUGGCGACGCAGAAGCCGAUCAAGGGCAUCGUUCUCGACGUCGAGGGAGCAGCCGCGCAGUGGAGCGACCAGGCCAUCGACCUCGUGCCGGGGGACCCGCAGGUGAUCAAGGUGGUGGGACUGCAGGGGAGGGAAAUCAAGGCCAGAUUCCUCGGGGAUGGGACUGCGUGA